Messenger RNA from Bufo bufo (common toad), 2578 nucleotides. RefSeq names its product NIMA related kinase 4 (gene NEK4). Gene Ontology annotation, biological process: protein phosphorylation. The record is from RefSeq and is a predicted model, not a curated record. The transcript has 16 exons. Lineage: Eukaryota; Metazoa; Chordata; Amphibia; Anura; Bufonidae. Gene Ontology annotation, molecular function: protein kinase activity; ATP binding. Bases 68 to 2377 code for a protein of 769 amino acids.
CUGCCGGAAGUUGUGGUGAAGAGUGGGGCUCCACGGUUCUACGGGGAUGCCGUAAAUAGUAAACGAGAUGGAUGAGGACAAGUUGCGGCCGGGUCUGGACGCUUAUAGGAUAGUACGAGUUGUGGGCAAGGGGAGCUAUGGGGAGGUCAGCCUGGCCUCACACCGAGCAGAGGGGAAGCAGUAUGUGAUUAAGAAACUGAGUCUCCGCAACGCUCCUCGCAGAGAACGGAAAGCAGCAGAGCAAGAGGCCCAGCUACUCUCUCAGCUGAAACACCCGAACAUUGUGGCAUAUAAGGAAUCCUGGGAGGGUGAAGAUGGCCUGCUGUAUAUUGUCAUGGGCUUCUGUGAAGGUGGAGACUUGUACCAUAAACUUAAGGAGCAAAAGGGCAAACUUCUUCCAGAAAGCCAAGUAGUGGAGUGGUUUGUACAGAUUUCCAUGGCACUGCAGUAUUUGCACGAUUUACACAUUAUGCAUCGUGACUUGAAAACGCAGAAUAUAUUCCUGACCAAAUCAAACAUCAUCAAAGUAGGAGACCUGGGGAUUGCACGAGUCCUGGAAAGCCAGUAUGAUAUGGCCAGCACUCUUAUUGGGACCCCUUACUACAUGAGUCCAGAGCUGUUUUCCAAUAAACCGUACAAUUAUAAGUCUGAUGUGUGGGCCCUGGGAUGCUGUGUGUACGAGAUGGCGACUCUAAAGCACGCCUUCAAUGCCAAGGACAUGAACUCUUUAGUGUAUCGGAUCAUCGAAGGAAAGCUGCCUCCAAUGCCUAAAGAUUACAGUAAUGAACUGAGGGAUUUGAUUGGAACAAUGCUGAGUCGACAGCCGGAAAAGAGACCAACAGUAAGGCAGAUACUAAGAAAGCAAUUCAUCAAGCAGCACAUUUCUCUGUUCUUACAGAAAUCAAAACAAAAACAAGUUAAACGGCGGAAAAAAGUUGAAGAUUCCCGCCAUAAUAGUGUCUCGAAAGACGACCUGGAUGAGCCAGAAGUCCAAGCAGAAAAAUCUCCUGAUGGCAGAAAAAAGCAUAAAGUGAAUAAAGGAAAAAGCCCAGUAAAGACGAAAGCAAGCUGUAUUCCUCCAGUGGUUCCUGACCUCCCGCACAUGAACAAUACAGCAGCUUCUAUUUCAACUCUCAGCAAGGUGGAUAUCAGUAUCCUGCCCAAUGACAAAAGAGCAGCAUGUGAUGAGCAUUUGAUACCCGCGCUCCAGAAUGAUUGCAUGCCAGGUAAAAUGACACCAAGCAGUCCAGAAGAGAAGAAUAUCAAAGAAAAACCGAAUCCAGCGUUAAACUCCAACAUGGAAGAUAAAAUGUUGCCAGUAGCAUCUCCUGCUAGCAUGGAGGAUGAAGAAGACACCAUUAAACUUUUGCAGCCAGUGAUCACAGAUGACCAACAGACAAACCAGGAAUGUUUGGAUUCUACAGAAAAACUCCUUGAGGCAUUUGUACCUGUUACAGAACCCGAUGGAGUAGUGGCAAAAAUUGAAAUACAGCCCCAUAAUUCCGUAUCUGAGCCAUCUUUAUCCAGACAUCGAAGACACAAGAUCAGAGAAGAUAUGUCCUCACACUAUGAGCAGUCUCCUGUGGUUUGUCCAAGACCUCUACCUUCUCCUCCAGCCAUACAACAACGAGCUGCCAAUAGGAAGGGCACUUCAGCAGAAUCCGGCGGUGGUUCAAAACCUGACAUUGUGCUAUCUCAGGAUCAUCGACCUUUAUCAGCAAGAGAAAGACGACGGCUAAAACAGUCCCAAGAAGAAGUAUCGCUAUCUGCACCAUCCGUCAGUAUGGGCUCUGUGCAAGCUGUUAACAGAGGGCAAGCAAUACAUCCUGCCUGUCAGUCAUUGCCAAGUUUACAUGAGGAAAGGCAUCAUUCUGCACAUGGCUUUUCUGCUGAGGAUGAUCUAAGCUCUUCCACCAAUUCCACCAAGUCUGAAGGAGAAUGUAAAGAGAGAAAAUACUCAGACUCUGGAGAAAUGAACGAUCUUGUAAAUCUGAUGACACAGACGUUGCACAUGGAGAAAGACGACGGUCAAAUGCCACAAGCUGCUUGUAAAGAAUUCCGACUCAACAAAAGAUACCGAGAUACAUUAAUGUUACAUAAAAGAACAUCUGAGGAGCAAGAAGAUAUCUGCUUUCAAGACUUGGCGUUAGAUAAUUUAACAGUCCCAGAAAAAUUCCGCAGAAUGAUAGAAGCUUUGAGGACUGAUGUUGUGCAGGGACUGGGAAUUAAAGUUCUGGAGGCAGUGUACAACGUCAUGGAUGAGGACGAUGAUUAUCUAAAAGAGUUGCAGUUACAGAAACUCCUGGGAGAGAAGUACAGCAACUACAACCUGAAAGUUCGGCAACUUAAGUUUUUUGAAGAGAAUUCAAAAUUUUAAAUGACCAUACGUUUUGACACUUUUUUUUUUUUUCAAGAGGUCAUUUCCUCCCUGUGUUGAGGGAAUAUAUAAAUGGCAAUAUAUUUUAAUAUUGUCAGAUUUAUACAGAAUUUGUUGGAUGGCCGCAGAGCUUUUUUAUGAAGAUUUGUAAUGGACUGUGAAGUGCAUGCUGCGAUUGCACGCUUAUUUGACUCAACCUAU